This is a messenger RNA of Cucurbitaria berberidis CBS 394.84, 591 nucleotides long. RefSeq lists its product as uncharacterized. The transcript has a single exon. The coding region runs from base 110 to 466 and encodes 118 amino acids. NCBI's taxonomy places the organism in Eukaryota, Fungi, Ascomycota, Dothideomycetes, Pleosporales, Cucurbitariaceae. The record is from RefSeq and is a predicted model, not a curated record.
CUUGCUAAAUGUGGACGGCAGGGUCAAUUUCGGGGUUUGCUUGCUUCCAUGGAGCAGUCUACCAUUUCGCUUGAGGCUCCCUUUUCAUCACUUUUCAAUCACUUUCGGUAUGCGCUUCUGCUGGAGGAGGAGUCCCGGCGUCGGCCAUCACAAGAUGAACAAGCACAUGACGCAAUACGAUUACGAACGACAACUGGCGUUUUCGUGUUGUCGGACCCUUCCAUUCUGCCUACGAUCACUUUUUUCUUUCAAUCGCGUUGCUCUCUGUUUUGAUAUCCCACGCUUUGUUUUCCUCGUUUUUCUUUUCGUUUAUACUUCCUUUCACGCCGUUCGAUUGGCUGCAUUUCAUUGCUUUGUAUUCUUCUCUGCCCGUUUCUACUCUUUCCAUUCAUGCAUGCAUGGCCUUGGGACGAAAGGACUAAAGUUGCUAUUGUUGGUUGGCGGGUUCUACUUUGACUUUGGAUAGCUAGCUUGAAUAGAAAAUGAGAUAACGAUUGGUGACCACGUGCGUUCUUCACCCCGGGGGUUGGUGCUCUUGGUGGUGCGGAGGUCUUUGAGUUGUGUCUUGAUUCAAAAGAUCAUGCACUAUAG